UUGUUAGUACAAAAUUAAUCAUCAAACCGAUGUAGAAUGACUAUUUCUUUUUUUUUUUUUUGUAAUAAGAAAAUAAUUUAAUACAUUUUUGAAAAUUAAAAUGGCAAUAAUACUAAAUAUUCAAGUGUACCUUUAUAUAUUUAUUGUUUUUUUGCAUACCGAAGGAAUAACUACUAAAAAAGAUAUCACCGGUAAAAUUAACUAUUUCCUACAUGGACGUGGAUGGGAAAACAUAACUGAUGUGGAAUAUAUCUUGUAUUGGGGUAAUAAGUAUAAAUUUGAAGAAGUGAUUAUACCUGUAACACCACAUAAUUGCAAUAGCUGCAUACGUCACGCUACAAUAUUCCUCGGAUGUUCUUACGCUAACGAUUUAACUAAAUUGUUUAUUGCAUUAAAUAAAUUUGAAGACAAUUGUUAUACGAUUUUACAUUCUAAGAAACAUCUUGAUAGCGCGUAUAAUUGUACAGUCAAACUUUUAGAAAACUUGUUUGAAGUUGGUUCAUUGGCAACUUUAAUGAAAGGAGCUUUAUGUGCUAUCGAAUGGCAUCAUACUUUGCCAUGGAAUAAACACAAGAAUACACGUUUCAUUUUAAGCAGUGUUAUAGAAAAUUUUCAGUCAGAUGCAAUUUUUCACAAAUUGAUUCAUCUGAAUAAAAGUACAAUUUCGAUUAAUUUAGUAUUAUUGCAUAUUAGGCGUUUAUUACGCAUGAGGAAAGGAGAAAUUUUAGUGGAUAUGGUACUUUGUAAAACAAAACCCUUAGAUAUGGAUCCAAUGUGGAAUUUUUUGGAUAAAGAUCUUGCCAUAUUAAAAUCUCAAGAAAAAUAUGAAGAAUUUUUUAUUAUGCUUAGUUAUAAAUUAAGCAAUUUAGUUCAAACGAUAUUUCAAAAAAAGUAUGUGGAACUUGGUUUUAUAUUUGAUUCAGCCAAAAAUCAGACAUAUAUAACAGCUCCAUUAAUCGAUCAAGGAGACGACACAAAAAAUCUUUUGAAUAAUUUAACACAACAAACCAAUCAAAUAGACAAGCCGGAAGAGGCGCAAGGUAAAUAUAGCACACAAAAUCUCUUGAUGAAUUUUAGAGAACAAAUGAAUGAAACAGACGUGCCGGAAGAGACGCAAGGAAAAUAAUUAGAAAUUAUGAGUAAAGCAGAAGAAGAUUCAAAAUUAUCGUAUAUUUUGAUGAAAUGGUACCGUUUAAACUUAUGUACCUCUAAAACAUUUUCAUCUGCCAAAUUGUCAUUACCAUUAUAGUAAUUAACCAAAUUAUAAAUCCAAUUAUUGUAAUAAUUAUUUAUUUAUACAUACACAGUGCAAAAUGAAUCACAUUUUCUCUCUUUAUUUGUAAUAUGAACACUUUAAGUAGUAUUUAAGUAAAUAAUGUAAAAUUUCAAGAAAAAUACAAUUUUAAAUUUAA
Molecule: messenger RNA, 1412 nt
Organism: Daktulosphaira vitifoliae (grape phylloxera)
Lineage: Eukaryota; Metazoa; Arthropoda; Insecta; Hemiptera; Phylloxeridae
Exons: 4
Coding region: 101-1126 (341 amino acids)
Source: RefSeq, a predicted model, not a curated record